Penicillium arizonense is the source of this 522-nucleotide messenger RNA. Its product is annotated as enoyl-CoA hydratase/isomerase family protein. Bases 1 to 522 code for a protein of 173 amino acids. The transcript is spliced from 3 exons. NCBI's taxonomy places the organism in Eukaryota, Fungi, Ascomycota, Eurotiomycetes, Eurotiales, Aspergillaceae. The record is from RefSeq and is a predicted model, not a curated record.
AUGACUUUGCCAGCUGCAAUUCGAAUCUGCCAUGAAACAAGCAAAUACGGAUUCGUCUUUACCCGGCGCGGUCUGACUAUUGAAUCUUGCGCCUCUUACUUCCUUCCUCGACUCAUUGGUCUGUCUCGAGCCAUGUCCCUGAUAUCAACCGGCGGUGUCUACCCCGGAAAUUCAAAGUACUUUGGUGACUUGUUCACUGAAACUCUGCCAAACGCGGCGCAGGUUCUCCCCCGGGCUCUAGAAUUAGCUCAAGAAAUGGCAGAGAAUGUCAGUCCGUUGGCAUCGUCAAUGAGUCGGGCGUUGAUGUGGGAAGGCCCUAGCUCGCCGGAGGCAGCGCAUCUCCUUGAGUCUCGGGUUUUUCACCAUAUGGCUGGUCAAAGUGACUACACGGAAGGGGUCAGUUCUUUCCUCGAAAAGCGCAAGGCCAAUUUCCAGUCCGAUCCUCAGGAGCACAGCCCUCUGAGCUAUCCAUGGUGGUCUGAAGUAGAUAUUAACGUCGAGCCGAAAAAGUCCAAACUAUAA